CGCCUAGGCACGUGCAGGUCACGCUACCGCGGGCUUCUCCAACCUUCGCCACAGCCUAGCGGUCCCCAGGUGCCCCACCCCCAGAGGCACUAGGAGGCCCCCGCGGGAAAGCCAGAGGCAGGGUAGUGGCAAACGCCACUGAUCCCCUUGGGUAAAUGGAGGCAGCCGACUUGGGCCCUAAAUCUGAGUCUCCCCCUCUCCAGGAACCCGACUUGGAGGCCUCUCCACCAAGCUCGGAGGUCACGUGCAUAGAGAAUGGCCCUUGUGAUCUCACUGUCAUCCAUUUUAACGAUGUUUACGACGUAGACCCAAGGGUUGAGGAGCCAGUCGGAGGAGCUGCCAGAUUUGCAACAGCUGUAAAAAAGUUCAAUUUCCUGAAUCCACUUUUAAUUUUUAGUGGAGACUGCUUAAAUCCUUCAAUAUUAAGUACAAUAACAAAAGGAAAACACAUGAUUCCUAUUUUAAAUGAAUUGGGAGUUCACUUUGCAGUCUUUGGAAACCAUGAAUUUGAUUUUGGUGUGGAUAUUUUGGAAGAAUAUAGAAGACAGAUGCAUUUCCCAUGGUUUCUCAGCAAUGUGUAUGACAAAUUUACUUCAGAACCUCUUGGACAUGGCAUAGUUAAAAAAAUAAUUAAAUGGAACAAUAUAACAAUUGGUUUAAUGGGACUAGUGGAAGAAGAUUGGCUAGAUACAUUAGCCACAGUUAACAAAUCAAAUCUAAACUAUAAAGAUUAUGUUGAAGUUGCUAAUCAAUUAUCUGUAGAACUUAAAGAAGAGGGAGCAGAUCUUAUCAUUGCAAUUACACAUAUGAAAUGGAUAAAUGAUACACGGCUUGCCCAAAAAGCUCAAGGAAUAGAUCUUAUUCUAGGGGGCCAUGACCAUGAGUAUGGAAUCAAGAAAGUUAAUGAUACAUGGAUUGUGAAAAGUGGAUCUGAUUUUAGGAACUUGACAAAGAUAAAUAUAAGACACUUUGGUACAUCUUUUCAAUAUAUAUUUGAGAAAUUGGAAAUUCGGAAUCAUUUGGAAGAAGAUCCACGUAUAAAAGCAAUAGUAAAAGAUUAUACCCAAAACUUACAGUAUAUGUUAAAAGAAGUUCUCUGUCCAAUUGACAUGGAAUUGGAUGGACGUGCAAUUACUGUAAGAAGAUCAGAGAGCAACCUGGGAAAUCUAGUAACUAAUGCAAUGUUGGAAGCUACUCGUGCUGAUGUAGCACUACUUAAUUCAGGUACUCUUCGUUCUGAUCGAAUACAUCCAGCAGGGGAUUUCACUUUGCAUGAUCUUUUGGCUAUUCUUCCCAUAGUGGACCCAGUUCUAGUUGUCAGAGUAACAGGUGCACUGCUGCUUGAAGCACUUGAAAAUGGUGUUUACAAAUACCCAGAUCUUGAUGGGAGAUUUCCUCAAGUUGCAGGAAUGGAAUUUGGAUUUGAUCCAGAGGCAGAGCCAGGACACCGAAUUAUACGUGACACUGUAAAAAUUCAAGGACAAUACUUAAGGAAAAAAAAAGUAUAUCUUCUUGCUAUUAAGGAAUACAUUGCAAAUGGGAAGGAUGGUUAUAUAAUGCUUAAAAGUUGUCCUCGAAUGUUUGAUACAGAAACUGCACAGACACUUUCUACAGUGGUUCUCAAUCACUUUGAAUCAAUCAAAAUUGUGCAGGGUAGGAAGCAGUGCCUUUCAGGCCAUCGAAUGAACUUAAUUACUAUGUCUAAAUCAGCAUCAUUUACAGCCUUUGAAGAAAAAUCAGAUAAAAGAACAGAAGUAAUGGCAGUACCUGGUAUAGAAGGAAGGAUUUGCCAUAUUUCUCAAGAUAUGAAAGAACAUUUGAGGCAACUCAGAACUGCAAGAAAACAAGGAUUAAGAACAUAUCCUACAAUUAAUGACAAUUCAUGUGAAAUUUCUGAUUCUGACUGAAAUGCCAUAAGUAAUAUUUGAAGCCUAAUUACAGAACAUUUUGCCAAUUAAUGCCAGAAUAUAUUUCACUUAGCAUACAGUCUUGGUAUAUUCAGGUUUAAUAAGAGCAUGUUUAAUGCAUUUUGAUUUUUAAAUUGUUUAAAUUGUGAUUUUUAUCUUACCGUUAUCACUCUGAAAGUUUUUGUUUCUGUUCACCUUUAUAGCUUAUCAAGACAUGUAAAGAAAACCAUUGUCUCUUGAGUGUGUCAUUUGGGGGGAAAUGUAUAUACUUUGUGUAGAUAUUUUCUGUUGUGUUUAUAUUAAAUGAACGAAUUUCAUACUGUUAUUUUCCACAUUAAAUGAUUCUUAUGCCCACAUUUCAAAGUACUGAUUUAUAUAUCUAAUCCUUUCAUAAUAAUUUUGUUUUUAUCCUACUUUUCAGUAUUUCUUUUAAUAUAAAUUCAUCUUGUAUUUUGUCUUUUAAAAAUUUGUUGUAUAUAUGCUUAAUUUCUUUACAAUAGUCCUUUUCCUUCUAUCACUGAUUUCAAAAAGGACCCACUGAUUUUUCAGAUUGGGGCACAGACUUAUCAGCUCCUUGAAGACAAAUACAGAAAAAAGUAAGUCUGUGACAUUAAUUAACACACUUAAUUUUCUCGGUACAGGCUUGCCUCUACUUGCAAACCAAUACUACUUUUGGUCCUCUGUAAUCAAAACCCUCAUCACCGCUUCUAUGAAAGCUGGUGAUUAUUGUGAAAAAUUUGGGCACAUUUAAAAAUUUUAUAAAUAUAUGAAAAGCAGAAAGGGCUUAUGGGAACUGACCUGGCAUACUCCCAAGCAGUACUGAAUCUGUCCCAAAUGUUUUUUCCUAUGAUACAUGAAAAUUUCCACUUGAUUAUUACAUUGCUUGAAAUUUGAUUACUUUGAUUAAAUAAAUGUGUUUUUUAUUUUUUAAGUACAGAUAACUACAAAAGUUGAGGGCCUACAGCCUAUACACGUCAAUCAAUUUAAUCAGACUGCUUUCUUCCCAGCAUCUAGCUGAAAUCUAGAAGGAAUAGUAGGUGUCCUUGAGACUUAUAGGGAGCAGAGAAAGGCAUUAAUUUUAGUAUAUUUGUAAUAAAUAUUCAAAUCAAAAUUUGAGAUAGAUGUCAGAAAACCCAGGGUUAGCACUUUCCAUAGAUAGAAACAUAAUUAGAGAAAAGUAGCUAACUAGGGAGCCAAUUGUACUAUAUUCCAUUAAUACUUUUUAUCCCAGAAAGCAUCCCCCUAGCCCUCAGGAGAUGGAUCUAUCCAUAUGCUUUUUACAUGGAAUUAAUAUGUAACUACAUUGAAUAGACAUUCUUAAUAGAACUAUUAAAAGUAGGGAUUCAUUUAGUAGAGAGAAGAGCUCUGGUAGUGGAGUUGGGAUUUAUUUUCCUUUUACUUUGAAACCAGUAAUGAUCACAGAACCUCAAAGCAGAAUCCAUGAUGAUAGUGGAUAAUUGAUGUCCACGAUGGUUUCAGAUCUCAUUUCGGUGGCUUUCUUAGUUGCAUCUUAAAAUAAGAAUAUUUAGACACCUCUAACCUUAGAGGUGAGAUUUUUAAAAAGAUUUCACCAUAAAGGUUUCAUCUGAGGUAGGAGAACCUGGUUCCUAAGUGGGGUUUGGAUUGAAACCAAUAUUUUCAAUUGAGCCUUUGCUAAGAGCUGAGCAAAGAACUGGUUGCCUGGAAAUUAUAAUGAAUGCAGAAAAUCCUAUCCAAUCUAGGUUGGAGACGAAUCACAGAAAAGUUUAAAGACAAUGAAAAAAAUUAAAACAUACAAAGUGACAAACUGGUGGGGAUUUGGCUUAGCUACAUCUUAUACGCAUCACUCUAGGAACUGACAUGAUACAUUUCUAUCAUUUCUCUCAAUGAUCCAAAGAAAAUUACAUGAAAAGUUUCAGCUCCCUCUAAAACCACUUUAAGAACAAUAAAAACUGAAACAAAAGAUGAGCAAACAAAACACAAAGUUUCAUGCUACUGAUCUGUAUCACUUCACGGUUCUCUUAGAGCCCAUUCUGAGGGAAAAGGAAAGUCACUACUCUCUCUUGGUUUGGUGUCGAUCCGAGACUGGUCCCUUGGGUGAGUGUAAUCAUGAAGUUCAAAGCCUACGAAGAGUUGAUUUUCCAUUUCUAUUUUUUUUUUUCGGUCUGGGGUUUCUCAUUGUUUUUACAUUUUUCUGUGUGGUGUCUCCAAAUGAAGAUUUAAUAACAUUUUCUGGACUGCAUGCAAUGUCCACAUUGACCCAAUUCAGCAUUCACUCUAUUGUGAUAAUACCUCUAAGCAUCCAUGCUUCCCCAGCUUGGCAUCUACCCCAGCAUCUGCUUUAACAAGGAAGGUGACUAAGCAGCCAGGACUUGCCCCAUCCAGGGCUGUUAAAAACAGGAAGACCAGAAAUUUCUAUUAACUAGGCUUGCCAGAUAGCCCGCUCCAUUGGCCAUACAAAAAUUGUUAGCAAAAUAGAGCGAGAAGGUACCUUUCCAAACUCCUUCUGUGAGCCAGAAUCAGAGCAGUGAGGCAAAGAGAAAGAAACUGACAGACCAAUCACACUAAUGAAGACUAACAGGAAACUAUUGAAUAAAAUGUGAGCAAAGACGCUGCAGCAAUAUAUUCAAUAGACUAUUUACCCUGACCAGGAAUGCAGGAAUAGAUCAGUGUUAGGAAAAUUACAAACACAAAAAGUAACAACCACGAACCAAGAAUCACAUUAUUUCUAGAAAUGCCACGGAACACAUUUAUUACUUACUCUAUGCCAGACACUGCUGAACCCAAGAGAUACAACUAAGCAAAAAGAAAGACAAUCUCUCUCCUCAAAGAGUUUAUGGAGAAAGAGGAGGUGGGGAGUUAAAGGUACUUAGACCAGAAAAUCAGGAACAGAGUUGGGAGGAGAAUGAAUGUAAGAGGAACUGACCCUUGGAGAAAAAGAAAGACUUUGUAGAAGACUAUUCCAGGAUGUGAGUGGCUGCAGGGCUAAGCUGUCCCAAGGAGAUGCUGCCCUAGAAAAGGAAUGAAGGGAUAGAAGGGAGCUGCUCUAUUGGAAAUAUUUUCUAGGAUGAGAAGAUGCAAGUCGAGGGGAAGUUCCAGGGUGAGAAGGCAGCCGAGUCAUGGUGAUUAGGACUGAAGAGGCAGAAGUAGAGCCAGGACUGGAAUAAAGCAUGGGGGAUCCCAUUCUGUUGCCAAAAUGGAGACCCUUGAAGGAAUUCAACAAUGGGAAGAGGAGGCCAAUAGAGUGGAGGAGUGUUCCAAGAUGAGAAGGCCUAGGACACUGAGGGAAGUUCCAGGACCACCAGUCAGCUGCAUCAAUAGAUGCAGAAAAGGCCCUUAAAAGACGAUGUUAAAUUAUAUUGAAGACACAAACAUUUGUUGGAAUAAAUCAAUUCUUAUUUAUGAUAAACUGAAUUUAUAGAGCUAAAACUAAGAGCUUAUGAUUGUUGUAAUAGAGAAAUACUAGGGAUACUUUGAAUAAGAUCAGGCCCAUUCUUUACAUAUGUAUUUCUAAAAUGACAGCUCUAGUAAUUAAGCAAGAAAAGUAAUUAAGGGAUUAAGUUUAGGCAAAGAGGAGAUAAAAUUUAGAGACAAUAUGAUGGUUUACUGAGAGAAUGAAAGAUGAAAAAAUCAAAUGGCAAUUUCAGCAAAGUUUCAAGUUAUAGAAUAAACCUAUAAAAAUAUCAGCUUUUCUGCAUAUUACUAACAAAAACGUAUGGAAGAAGACAGAAAAAUAAAUUCCAUCAAAAUAACUACAAAAUGUAUAAAAGAUGUGGGAAUUUGUCUACCCAGGAUUUAUAUGAAUAAAACUACAAAA
Molecule: messenger RNA, 5703 nt
Organism: Monodelphis domestica (gray short-tailed opossum)
Lineage: Eukaryota; Metazoa; Chordata; Mammalia; Didelphimorphia; Didelphidae
Biological process (GO): nucleotide catabolic process
Molecular function (GO): hydrolase activity
Source: RefSeq, a predicted model, not a curated record